Messenger RNA from Rasamsonia emersonii CBS 393.64, 1404 nucleotides. RefSeq names its product Allantoate permease. The transcript is spliced from 3 exons. Gene Ontology annotation, molecular function: transmembrane transporter activity. Gene Ontology annotation, cellular component: plasma membrane. Lineage: Eukaryota; Fungi; Ascomycota; Eurotiomycetes; Eurotiales; Trichocomaceae. Gene Ontology annotation, biological process: transmembrane transport. Bases 1 to 1404 code for a protein of 467 amino acids. The record is from RefSeq and is a predicted model, not a curated record.
AUGAGCUCUACCAGCCAAGAGGCAGUCAAAGAGCCUCCGCAAAGCCCAGAAGCCCUCGUCGUGGAGGAGUUGCCGCCUGUUAACGAAGCCAAGUUACUUCGCAAGAUCGACCUCCAUGUGCUGCCCAUGCUGUUUCUCGUCUACUUCGUCGCCUUCCUGGACCGGGUCAACAUCAGCAAUGCGCUCACCAUGAGCAUGCCCAAGGAGCUGGGCCUUACCGGCCAGCAGCCCAACAUCGCCCUGACCGUCUUCUUCGUGCCCUAUGUCCUCUUCGAGAUCCCGUCGAACAUUGCCAUGAAGAGGUUCAAUCCGCAUGUCUGGCUGUCCCUCUCGAUUACGGCGUUUGGCAUUGUCAUGCUGUGCCAGGGCUUUGUCCAGAACUACAGCGGUCUCAUCGCGACGCGUUUCUUCCUCGGCCUGGCGGAAGCAGGUAUCUUCCCCGGCAGUUUCUAUCUAAUCAGCUUCUGGUACAAGCAUGAAGAGGCGCAGCAGCGAUUUACCCUCUACUGGUCGUCCGUCAUCAUCGCCGGUGCCUUUGGCGGCUUGCUCGCCACGGCGAUCGCCAACAUGGAUGGCAUUCGCGGGCUCAGCAACUGGCGAUGGAUCUUCAUCAUUGAAGGCAUCCUGACCAUCGUGGUCGGCAUCAUUUCUUUCUGGGGGCUGGCUGACUUCCCGCGCGAGGCGAAGUGGUUGACCGAGGAGGAGAGGAGAUUCGUCGUGGCCAAGACACGAACCGACGAAUCCCACAAGGUCUCCGUCACCUUCCGGGAUGUCGUGAACUACUUCAAGGACCCCAAGAACUAUGUUGUUGCUAUCAUGUACUUUUCCAUUGUCGUUCCUGUGUACGCCCUGGCGUACUUCCUGCCCACGAUCGUGCAGACUCUGCAUUACUCGGUCGUGCAAACCCAGCUGCACUCGGUGCCUCCUUUUGCCGCCGCCCUCGGCCUGUGUCUCAUCAUGGCGUACAUGUCGGACAAGACGCGCGUCCGGCUGCCGUACAUUCUCUUCGGCGACGCGCUGAUGAUCGCCGGGCUCGCCAUCCUGGUCAGCAUCCACGGCAAGGAGCACUUCUCGACCGAAUACGCGGGCAUCUGCCUCGUCACGAUGGGGUCUUUGGGCGCUGGCGCCAGUGUCGUGUGCUGGUACCUGAUGAACCUGAAGGGCCACGUGGAGCGCAGUAUCGGCUCGGCCUGGAUGAUCAGCUUUGGCAACACGGGCGGUAUCGUGGCGACGUUCACGUUCCUGAAGCAGGAUGCGCCGUACUACCGGACGGGGUACUGGGUCCUGAUCGGCGUCAGCAUCGCUGGAGUCGUGUCCGCUCUCCUGUACGCGGCGCUGGUGCAGAAGGAGAGGCGCGAGGCGGCGAAGAAUGGCAACGAGAAGGCGCACAUGCUGUCCCUGUAA